AUGCUUCUUACCAAGGCCUUCGCGGCCGCCCUCACAGCUGCAGGUCUACUGUUCCAAAAUGCGAUAGCGCACUCUGUACAACGAAGAUCGCUGUCCUAUGUAACGCGCAUUGAGGACAUCAACAUCCAAACACCAUCGCAUCGGGUGCACGCCCAUACCUCAUUCGACGUCACAUUCCACCUUCACAGCAAGCAUCAAAUUGUCCGUCUCUCAUUGGACCCAAACACAGAUCUCUUCAGUGAUGACGCAGCGAUCCAACAUGUCGGUGCCGAUGGUACAAUCACCAAGGUCGAACCGCUCGACAGGCGAGCGAUCCGUGUGUUCAAGGGAGAGAGUUGGGUCAAGGAAGACGGCUCGACCGAGUGGAAGCAUGUGGGCUGGGCUCGAAUCAGCUUGAUCCGCGAUGGGAAAAAUCCCAUCUUCACGGGCGUAUUCACCAUUUCAGGAAACCACCAUCACGUCAAGACUGCCAGUUCGUAUCGUGCGCUCGCGAUCGAGGGCGACCCCGAAGUCGACGAGGAGGAUGACGACUACAUGGUUGUUUGGCGCGACACUGAUCUCAGCCCUGAGCCUGGCCAUGUCGAUCUCAAGCGUGAUCUGGGCAGCAUGGAAACCUGCGCCUCUGAUGACCUUCUUUCCAACCAGGGUUCCAACAGCCUUGUGUAUCGGGCCUUUAACGAGCCUCUGACAGAAGGCGCAUCUAUCAGCCCUCGGGCUCUGUUUGGGCGGCAGGAUCAGAUCGGUGGAAACGGUGCUGGUGUCAACUUGGCCGGGUCGAUUGGUUCGACGCAGGGAUGUCCGACCACAAAAAGGGUUGCCUUGAUCGGUAUCGCCACCGACUGCGGUUACACUUCCAAGUUUAGGAACAAGGAGGAAGUGCGAGCCAACAUCAUCGAUAUCGUGAACUCGGCCUCGGAGUUGUACGAGAGAACAUUCAACAUCUCGCUGGGUAUUCAGAACUUGACCAUCAGCGAUGCUCAGUGCCCAGGCACACCCCCCCAAACCGCGCCCUGGAACACGCCCUGCAGUGACAGCAUUACUAUUACUCAACGUCUGAGCCAGUUCUCAGAGUGGCGCGGCCGAUGGGAAGGGGACGGCAAUGCUUACUGGACGCUGUUGACGAGCUGCGGGACUGAUAAUGCCGUUGGCCUGGCUUGGUUGGGGGCUGUCUGCCAGCGUGGAGCCACGCAACAGGGGAACGAGACCACGGCUGCUGCCAAUGUCGUUGUACGGACAUCCACCGAAUGGCUUGUCUUUGCCCACGAGACUGGACACACCUUUGGAGCUGUUCAUGACUGCGGACAGGGUUCAUGUUCCCGCGGCGAAGACAAGCAGUCACAGUGCUGCCCACUGUCGAGCCAGUCUUGCGAUGCACAGGCCAACUUUAUCAUGAACCCUUCGACAGGCAGCGGCAUCACGCAGUUUUCACCCUGCAGUGUAGGCAACAUCUGCAGCUUCCUCGGGCGUAGCUCCCAGCGAGCCAGCUGUCUCGUCAGCAACAGGAACCUCAUCACCAUCACUGGCCAGCAGUGUGGAAACGGCAUUGUUGAAGCUGGCGAGGACUGCGACUGCGGCGGGGAGCAGUCCUGCGCGGGCAACCCAUGCUGCGACCCCAGGACUUGCAAGUUCACCACGGGCAGCCAGUGUGAUUUCUCCAAUGAUGAAUGCUGUACUGGCCAAUGUCGUUUCGCGGCCCAAGGGAGCGUCUGCCGUGCUAGCACCGGUCCUUGCGAUCCUGAGGAGAGGUGUUCAGGGACAGCAGCUGCUUGCCCAGCUGAUGAGAGCCGUCCAGACGGAGAUAGCUGCGGUGAACCUGGCGCUGGCCUGCAGUGUGCUUCUGGCCGCUGCACAUCCCGCGACCUUCAGUGCAAGACGAUGAUGGGCCGUUUGACCACAAACAACGAUACCUACUCAUGCUCGAGCAGCGGCUGCACCUUGUCUUGCCAGUCCCCCGAGUUUGGGCCCAACACUUGCUUUUCCAUGCGACAGUAUUUCCUCGACGGCACCCCCUGCGAAGGUGGUGGCAAGUGCUUCAACGGUAACUGCCAGGGUACACAACUCGGCAAGCAGGUUCUCGACUGGAUCAACGACAACAAGCCAAUCUUCAUCCCGGUGGUUAUCGUUGUCGGUCUUCUCUUCCUCAUGGCCGUCUGCAGUUGCCUGUUCAGCUGCUGCCGGAAGUCGAGCAGAAGCCACCGCAAGAUUCCCAAGCCGGUACCGCCACCAUACCCCUACGGCAACGGAAUGCCCGCCAUGCGUGGACCAGCACCGGGGCAGCAAGGGUAUCACCAACCACAGCAGCAAGGGUGGGAGCCAAUGCGCUCGACGCCGUAUCGUUAUGCCUAA
Molecule: messenger RNA, 2346 nt
Organism: Podospora pseudopauciseta
Lineage: Eukaryota; Fungi; Ascomycota; Sordariomycetes; Sordariales; Podosporaceae
Exons: 2
Coding region: 1-2346 (781 amino acids)
Biological process (GO): proteolysis
Molecular function (GO): metalloendopeptidase activity
Source: RefSeq, a predicted model, not a curated record